This is a messenger RNA of Lottia gigantea (owl limpet), 9943 nucleotides long. RefSeq lists its product as hypothetical. Bases 1 to 9240 code for a protein of 3079 amino acids. The transcript is spliced from 43 exons. The record is from RefSeq and is a predicted model, not a curated record. Gene Ontology annotation, biological process: mitotic cytokinesis; regulation of cytokinesis; double-strand break repair via homologous recombination. Lineage: Eukaryota; Metazoa; Mollusca; Gastropoda; Lottiidae. Gene Ontology annotation, cellular component: lysosomal membrane; centrosome; midbody. Gene Ontology annotation, molecular function: metal ion binding; phosphatidylinositol-3-phosphate binding.
AUGUUAACUGCUGCUUGUUUGGGCUCCAGCACAGUGACUACACCAAGUCAGUUAUCAUGGUUAUGUUUAAUAGAGUGUCAGAAUAUUGGAGUUGAAAGAAAUAUUGACCAGAUAUCUCUUGUAACCAAGUUAUUUAAAGAUGCAGACUUCAGACUAUUGUUGGCCGAACUUCCACCUGAAUCUGAUGCCAGUAUCUUUAAGGAACUCUAUGAAUUCUUCAGAAAGUGUAAUGAUUUGGUUCCAAACAUCACUGAACUUUCUUCAUCAAAAGUUUUAUCCAAAACCACCUUAGAAUUUUUAAAACAAUUUUUGUAUUCGAAAACAGACUUAGGCCAUCUUAUUAUUAGUCAUUUAAUGCAAUAUGAGGACCCAAUGACACCAAAUAACACAGAGUUUAUUACUAAAACCACUGGCAAUGAUUUCAAAACUAGGAAUAAUGAAGCAUUACAAGGACUGUACCUCCACUGUAUCAAUUCCAUCUUGGAUCACUUAGAUAAAACAGAAAUCAAGCAGAGUGAAAGAAUCGCACAAUUUUCAAAACUGCUUGGCUAUUACAAUCCAUCAGCCUAUUGGAAUUAUUUACAGUUACGCCAGCUUUAUACUCGACUGAUUGAGUUCUGUGACAAACAAGACUCUCCAUUAUCUAGAAAUAGAGUUAUUUCCCUUUUAAUGGGUCGGCACACCACUUAUUUGAUAGAUGAAUAUUGUAAGUUGGAAUAUGAGAUAUUGUUGAGUGUGUCUGCUAGUAAAAUAUAUGUUGAUGUUAGACUCGGAGAAGAAGAAAAAUGUCUCCUGGAAGUCUGUAGUGACAACCAUAGAGAAACAAGAUGGAGAAAUAUAUUUCAGUUGUCUAUAAAGAAAAAAAGACAUUUUCUAGAAAUGAUAAUGAAUACCUCAUUAGAGUUAGUGAAACAAGAAAGAUUUAUAGAGUUAGAGAGAUUAUUACAAUGUGAAGAUUUAGUACCAUUAAAACCAGUCAUACUAUUAAUAGCUUGGUCUUAUUGUUCAUCUUGUAAUAUAGCUAGACAGUUACUACAGGUCUUAUGGAAUGAACAUGAUAAUUGUCCACACACUAUUUUUACCUCCAGUUGUCAGAAACUAUCAUAUCAAAUAGAUUUAAUACAGUGGUGUUUAGAUAAAGCCAAACCUUUACUAGAAUCUAGUAGUUCCACUAACCUAGCUUCACAUGAACGUGCUACCAAUAUGUUACAGAAUUUAUCAACUCAUUCUGUUCUAUUUGUUUUACACCAAUCCACACGAAUAUCAGCCUUAAAUCAAGAUGAAGUUUUACAUUUAUUACAAAACACCAGUCAUUCACUUGCCAAAGAAAAAGGAAAAAAGAGUGUUCGAUUUAGAGACCAAUCAUUGAAAACUUCAGGUGACCAACCAAUCAGCAUCGAGCAACACUGUGAUAUAUCAACUUUCAGAAGUUAUUGUGCCUUGAAAAAUGUUAUGGAUAUUUUAGCUUUUUGUGCUGAAAACUUUGAACAUGCAAUGAUGAAUCCUGUUUGUUUGAAAACAUCUUUACGUCCAAAACAUUUAACUCGAAUAUUUGUAACUGAAGAUAAUGUAAGUAGUAGUAGCGAUGGUGAAGAUUGGUUGUCUGCAUCACAAGUAGGGGAAUGUAAACCAGAACUCAGUUCUGAUGAUUCAGAAAGUUUUAAUAAAUUAUACGAAACUAAUGUCACCAAAAAACUUACAGCUGUGAAAGAUCAUUUACGACAGUUACAUCCACUGACAUUCCGAGUUGAAACUAUGGAGAAUUUGUUUUCAUUGUUAUUUGUAACACAUGAAGAUUUUAAUAGUGAUUAUGUUCAGGAUAAUGAUAGUGGUGAUGAGGAGGGGGAGGUGGGCAAUAAAUUAAGCACCAGUGAAAUAUCUAUUCAAUCUGAUGAAGAACCUCCCCCUGUUACUAAGAAAUUUAGCUUCUCACGAUCAAAUUCAAGAAGUGAUAAACCAACAAAACCUAGUCAAAAUAUGACAAGUAGUUUAAAUUAUGAUGAGCCAUUUGAUGAUUCAAAGAAAAACCUGACAUCACAAUCAAUGCAACAGACCAUUGCUUCUCAAUCACCUGAUCCUAUAGACACACCGACCAAAAAACUUUCUAUAACUCUUACAUCCUUACGUAAAUUCAGCACUGCUAAUAAAUCUAGUGACUUUAGUUCUAGUGUAAACUCAAAUAAUAUGAAAAUAGGAUUUCUUGCCAAUGAUUACAUAGUAAGAGAUGUGUUAGCUAUGUUAAAAGACAGUCUUACCGAUCUAAACUCUGCCAAGUUCACGUUAUUAGGAAAAGAUAGUGAAUCCAGAUCAGUAACCACAGAAGUACCAGUUUCACCUGCAACUGAGAGAUUACUAACUCAACAUAUAAAAUCUAGUAUAACCUUAGACAUCCUGCCACAGAGGAUUACACGAUUAACACAAUUGAUACAUGAAGCACAAUGGAGAUUUCAGUUGGUUUGUAAUGACAGUAUACCACGACAAACUGGUGUUUUACUACAAAAACAAGUUAUAACAUCAGACAAUGAUUACAGUAUUCUCUUAUCAAGUUCUUAUAAUAAAAAAGAAAGAUCUAGAAGUCCUAAAAAAGAAAGAUUGGGUUCAUCAUCAGAUGAUAGAGAAGCCGGUAAUAAUAAACAACAGAAAUCACGUAGUCAGUGUACAUCUCUAUCAAGUGCACCUUGUCGCAGUAUUGGUAUUAUACAGUUAAUGUUAUCUUCACCAGAUUCCUUACUCUCUAUGUGUCUUAGUAAAGGAAACUUUGGGCAGGCCACUCAAGUUGUGAAGUUGUUCAAAUUAGAUAAAAAAGAUGAAACUGCAGAAGUUCAGUUUUCAGAUUCAUACAAACAAGCUGCUGAUAAAUUAAGUACCUUGAUUGAAAAUCCUGAAAAAGGUUCGACCUCUUCUAAUCGCCCUGGUACAAUGAGUAUUAAAGCUCUAGCUAGUGUGGCUGCUGCAGGUGUGGCAUCUGCUUCUUUAACAAAUAUCACAGAUGACUUGUUAACUUUGACCACUGUUCCACCAUUCCCAAAACCAAAUGUGCCAAAAACACACAAAUUGUUAUAUUUUUUCACUGAUGUGACUGUCUCAUCAGCCAUUUUAAUUGAUUUACUUUUGACUUCAUGUAAAAAUUGGGACUUGUGCAAUAAAAUGUGUAAUGUGAUAAAAUCCAAAAUCAACAUGAAGCUGGUCAUGGAGGGUGAUAAUGUUAUGAAUAGUGAAAUACCUGUAAAAGGUUGUGUAGCAUAUUUUGCAGAGAUUUUAAAAGUGCUAGAAUUAGGAUCAGAUAUAGACAGUCAUUAUCAUAUGGAAAAUAAUCCCAAAUCCAACUUGAAUUUAAAACAGAGUGUUGUUGAUUUAUUAUUGAAUGCCACUACACCAAUAUCAGCACAGAGACUUAAGAAAUAUGUUGGAAUCAAAGAAGAAAUUCGACAAUCAUUAGAGAAAGUUGAAACAGAAAUAACUAUUCUAGAAAAUACAAACGCUACAGAAAAAUCUCUGAGUUUGUCUCGUACUCCAUCACCCCAGACAUCUCCACGUCCUUCCCCUAUGGGAAGUGUAUCAUCACGGAGCAGUAUUAAACCAGAACCACCCUCUAUACAUACCGCUAUCAAACAACUAAUAUCAUGUAUGGAAAGUUAUUUACCUAGUGGAGGUAUUAUCAAAAUUGUUAAAAGGUCAAGCGAAUCUGAUGUUGUUUCUAAUAGAAAUUAUUUGUUAAGUUUAUAUGAGCAUGUUAAAGAAUUAGCCUUUUUAGUUGCACAAAGUGAAUGUAAAUCUCAAGAAUCAUUGGUGCUACCUCAGAAUUAUUUUCUCACGUUGAAAGAAGGACCAAUCUUAAUACUGGGAAGAUUAAUGUUUAAUAAAAAACUACAACCAUCAAAGCUAGAAAAGGUAGCGGCCAAGUUGAGUUUAAAUUUAACUCAUAUCAUAGUUCAUAGUUGUUGUCCUAGAAUACCUAGUAAACAUUUAAUACCAGUUAUUACUCCUACUUAUAGUAACAUAACAACACUGGCAAGUUGUAAUAUAACUAUAUACAACAGUGGAGAAUUUGAAAGUUCUACUGAUGACCCAUUACUAUUAAUAACAACUGUUCUCUCUUCUUUACUUCAAACUUUAAAAGAGAAAGCUGAAAGAUGUAAUAGUAAAGGAAUAUUUGAUAUAAGCUGUGCUAAACUCUUGGUUCAAGACUCCAGUUUUGAUGAUUUAUUUAACACCACAAAACAACUUCAGUCUGUAGAUUUGUCGAAACUAGGAAAGAAAGAUGAUUUGACCUGUUUUUAUAUCAAUCUACAGAAUUUAAUGACAAUUCACAUGCAUUUAUUGUUUAUUCAUCAUCGUUUACAGAAACAGAAAUGUUUAGAGGAAGAAGAAAGUCAAUCUAAUUUGUUAAAAGAUGAAGAUAUAUUUACUAUGUCAAGUUUAGAUAACCUAAUUCAACGACAACAAUUUUACUAUCAAAUAGGACAGCUAGGUGUUGUUAGUUUAUUUGAUGUUAAAACUAAGAUAUGUAAUGAAAAGUUUUUACCAACAUUAGAGAUUAGUAAUAUACCUGUAGCUAGUUACAAUUUAAGUAGCUAUGAUCCAUGGAGUUUAUGCAGUCCACCAACUGAUGAAAGAUUAAUUUUUUUAUAUAUUGAUGGGUGUGUCUCUUCACCAUAUCUACAGGUUGUAUAUGGUAACAGUAUAAGUAAUCAGCUACAGAUAACAAUGAAAGAAUAUAUUAAUCAUACUGUUUAUAUAGACCUAGACAAAAAACAGGUAACAGUAGGGCAGUAUUUAAUGUGGUAUAAAAACUCCUCCUCUAAACGAACCAAAUCAACUUACUCUAUGUUUAAAGAAGUGACAGAUUUUAUAUUGAAUUAUUUAGAUGGUCAUAAAAGAGAUGACUUACAAGAAUUAAUUAAUCUAGAUGUUAAUGACCGAGGUUCUACUGAAAAUAUUGAUGAAGCUGGUAGAAAAGAAUUACCCUAUGAAGUUGUCAUUCAGCCUUUUAAUCCUGAAUUCUCUAUUAUAUUUACAUCAGAUGGUUUACCAUCUAUAGACUGUCUUUAUGUUCCCCGUUCAAAACCACAAACAUUCUCUCGGACGGAGAAUUCUGUUGAAAGUUUAUUGGAACGGCCAGCAUCAUUUGUAGAAAAUCCAUCAUAUUUACUUACUCCCACUACAUUAGAUUAUAUUAAAAAUGAUUCUCUACUAGUAGCCACUAUGGUUAGUUUAGUAUGUGCCGAUGAACUUGAUGAAAUAGACACACAUUUUACUGAUAAUUAUUUCCGUCAAGAAAGCGUACCUCGUGAUCGCACCAUGUCCGAUAUAAGCCUUGUAGACAUCAGAAGUUACAGAUACCAACGAUUAACAGAUGAUUUUCCAAUCUUACAGCGCCAUCUAUUGAAUUACAUUCUACCAUUAGCAGGGGCAGAUAACCCUGAUAUGUCCAAUAGUGGAGAUCCUAUUCUAAAAUUUGUUACAAAUGAUAUAGAUGAGAAAGUAAAGUUAUGUAUGUUCAGUCUCCAUGACAGUGUUCAAUUCCAAGAUGUAGUGAAUGAAUUAAUUCUACGUUUUAUUCAAAAUGAAAACUAUUUAUCAGUAUUAGCAGUAUUACAGAGCAUACCGGAAAUCUUAAUGAAGGAAAAAGUAGACUGGAAAAUACUCCAUGACUUUAGUCUUGUUAAUUUAGUGAGCCAGAAGUGUCAGAGACCAAACUGUGAUAACAAAGUCAUAAAUUUAUUACGUUAUUUUUAUUCUAAAUCCACUCAGGUUCGGACUAUUUUAUCAGUUUGUAAUAAUCUACCUGUAGAAACAGGAAUAGAUCUACUGGAACUAUGUUUAAGUUAUGAACUCAGUUCAGAAUUAGUGCCUCUGGUAGAAAAACAACUUAAAAUACUGCACGUGUAUGCAAAGAUUAUUGACAGUGUUAAGAAUUUACAGUUUAAAUUGUCCAUGCAGACGUCAGAAUUUAUCAGUUUAGAAAAUCAAGAUUCAUUGAAGAGUUAUCAUUCAGCUCUGGCACCAUUUACUGAUUGGCAUUAUUUAGUCAAGACUUCUCAGGAAUCACCUAAAGAUGUACUCGCAGUAUUGAUGAAAACUGGUGUUUACGUAACAGCUAAAGAAUGGGCUGAAAUCAACAACAUUCCUAAACCAUUAAAACUAGAUAUACAAGAGAGAUAUUUAGUUUCAUUGUUAACAUCAGAUACACCCAAUUCUAUCAAAGCUUUCCAGGUUUUAGAAGAGUUAAGAAAGGAGACCGAUGAUAAAACAUGUUAUACAAUAUGUGAUAAUUUACUACAUAAACUUUCAGACCAUAAACAUAUAUUAUUUUUAACCAGUUACAUGUUAAAUCAGUUAAAAUCUGUUGUACAAGAUAAUAUAGAGGAUCUACAACUCAGACAUAUUGGAGCUAAGGCUCUUCAAAUUGUGCCUGAUUUUUUAAGGGGAGACUACUCUGGUUUGAUAACAUCACCUCAUCUGAUAUUAGAACAGCUGCUGAUGAAUAUGAAGGCUGAUUUAGCUGGUCAAGUAUUCAGUGAAAUUAAAACUGAGUUUUUAGCCAUUAAAGAUGAGAAGUUAAGGGUAACAAAUGAAAGGUUCAAUGAAAUGUUGAUGAAAUAUGCUAAAUUAGCUGUAGAAAUAACAGUUGUACAAAUAGAUCCAGAACGUGAAAGAACACAGAGUACAGAUUCUUAUGAUCCUAAAAGAGAGGAAUCUGAUUUAACCAAAUCUUUCAUGGAAUCUGUAAGAAUCAGGAGAAGAGGCUUUGAACUUUCAGUUUCACCAAGAACUAUGACACCAAGUCCAUCAGCUAGUCCUAGAAGGAAAAUAUCCAAUGUGUAUUUGCAUCCUCCGAUUCUAGAAAAUACUUCUAGUACACCAACAUCUUCACCUUCUAAAUUUAUUAUGCCCUCUCAACCCCCACCUCCAGAAAAAUGGGUACCAGAUUCAUCAGCUUCAGUUUGUAUGGUUUGUGGAGUAGAAAGAUUCAGUAUGUUCAACAGAAGACAUCAUUGUCGAAGGUGUGGACGUGUUGUUUGUGCUGCUUGCUCUACCAAGCGAACAAUGGUACAAGGUGUUUCAGCUAGAGUUUGUAAUGAUUGUUAUCAGCAAAUUUUUGGACCUGUAAAUGUAAAGCCCAAGGAACCAGAAUUUUACAGUAGUGGUAAAACUCCAGAUAGAUUGUCACAAACUAGUGGAAGUCCACCACCAUUUUCAUCUAGUUACAACACUGUAACCUCCCCUAACCAAGAUGGUGGAGAGGUUAAUAUUAGUAUGAAUAUAGCAGGGGAAAGUGAAUGGAAAUUGAAGAUUGAUGACGAACAUAAUAAAUUUAUUAGAGAAGAAUUUUACUUUGAACAGGCUCCAAGUGUAUCACUGAGUAUUUCUAUAUUAAAUCACUAUAGUAACGUAAGAGAGUGUGGUCAUAUAUUAUUAAAGAUAUGUGAUAAUUUAUCUAAAUAUUUACAACCCAUUUCACCUGGUGUCCCUAAUCCAGAGGUCGACUAUAAUCUUAUCAUUAGUAUGAUCAGUCAGUUGUUGUUUCAAGCUAAGAUGAAGUUUUUAAAGUUAGGAGAUAACAAUGGUAUAGGACAAUGUGAUAUGUAUCAGACACGAGUUGAUUUAUUAAAGAUAUUAGUAGAAUCUAACUAUAGAAAUCUACCAACUAUAGAACAGUUAACUAAAGUAGAUACUGUCAGGAGAUUGCGUGAUAAGUUAAUUAGUAAUGAAAGAUUAGGAUUAGCUAUGGAAGUAUCUACUAAAUGUGGUUUAGAUCCAACUGGUGUAUGGUCAGCCUGGGGUAUGGCUUUAUUACAAUGUGGUGAUUACACUGCAGCUAGAGAAAAAUUCAGUCAUUGUCUAAAACUUCCAAAAGAUAAAAAUCAGACUGGUACAUCUUCUAGAUUACUGCAGGAAAUUAUAGAUCAUCUAGAAACUUUACCAGUGACAGGUGCUACAGAGAUCCAGAUGUUAUUAUCAAGUACUGCAUCUAUUAAAACUUUAAUAAACAUGCCAGCUUCAACGUCUGUUGAAGAAAGUAGUAUGGAGACCAAACAGUUUCAGGAAUGUCUAUAUUAUAUAAAAACAUAUGGUACCUACUUGGAAUUACUAGGUAUGCUACGUAGAAAUGGAUAUUGGAUGAAAUCAGCAGAAUAUGUCUUACAACAUAAAUGUAGUAGUGAAGUGUUUAUACAAGGAUUGUUAGAACCAGCGUUAAAGGCAGGAGAUUUAGAGAAAUUACUAGAUCAGAUGUUGAUGUUGGAUAAAUCUUUAGAUAAAUGGAAUAAUUAUUUGACGGCUACUUGUCGAUAUUUAUUAAAACAACAUUAUCAUCAUGCUUUAUACCAAAUACAGAUCUUUAUGAAGGAUUAUCUGAGGGCAGCCAUGACCUGUAUUACACAUUUUUAUCAACAAGGCUGUCAGAGUUAUCUGGACUUGAAUAAACAUAUACAAUAUUUGUUCACUGCACAACAACACAUGCAGGCUUAUCUUGAUCCCAGUAAAUGGGGCAGUGUUAAACAUCCAUUCAAUAGUACAAGUGGUAAAAAAGGAGUAGAUUGGGGAAAGUCAACACCAGAAAACACAGUUAGAUUAUCUUUAACAACUGAUGAAGUUAACAAACAUAUUCGGACCAUAGCUCUUCAAAUUGAAAUCACACAGUUUUUAGAUAAUUGUUUGAAGAACCGUGAAGGUGAAUCAACUAAUCUUGCAACAAGCUAUGUUGUAGAAUCACAAAAAUCUCAUCUACCCUCAUUAUUUGGUAGUUCUAAAAUCAGAACAGAUCUUGUGACCAUGAUAUUACAGAGUGGAAGUAGUGUAAAAUCAGGAUUUGAUCUGUCUAUCAGAAUCAUUAAGGAGUGUCGUUUAUCAACAACAGCAAUUUUUACCCACACAUCCCGUGAAUUAGCUAAACAUCAGCAUUAUUCCAGUAUAAGAGAAUUACACAAUUUAAUUAAUCAAGCUGGUUUGGGUGAUGAAGAAAGUUUAGAUGAAAUAAUUAGAGCUGCUUUAUUAAUAUUAGCUGAUAAUCAAGAAGAGGCCAAAGAGACAGAAAAUUUAAUAAAAUUAUUAAAGAAAGAUACAAAUAAAAUAAAUGCUUAUAUCUUGUGUGGAAAACUAAGGUCAGCGUAUCUGUUAGCUGUGAAAGGAGAGAGAAUUGAAGAUGUACAAAGAAUAGCUGGAGCAGCACAACGAACAGGCCAAGCUGCUGUUAAAAAUAUUUGUACAAAAUGGCUACAACAGAGAAAAAAGUAAUAACAUUUGUGUUCUGACUCUCAGUUUAUGAUAAUUAUAUGCUAGACGAAGUGAAAUGUGUAGUUAUUUUUUUUCUACAAUAGAGGAAGAAAAAGACGUGUAAUAUUGUAUAUAAAUUCAGCUUUGUAUUUAAUAAGCUAAUUGACUAUAACAUAGUACUUUAAUAGCUGUUGUGAUAAAGACAAUUUUAUUUUAUAUCAAUGGGAAACUGACAGAUCAAUACAAGUUGUGUUACCUAUUAUAUAUUAAGAACCUAACCCACAUAGCAUUGGCUAUUUUGCUGGAUUUGAAUGUCAUCAACUGAUUGGUAUACAUGAUAUAAUCUAUUUAUACUUAGUGACAGUUAAACAUACUGUUCCAAAACUACUAGGUAUCAUAAGCACUAGUCACGAUCUACUACCAAUUCAUUGUAACAAAAAAUUAGUAACAAAAACUAUCAUCUAAACCCUAUGUUUAUAUGUCAUUGUUGAAAUUGGCAGAGUUUUUUCAAGCUAUCAGUGAAAAAAUUCUUUUAAAAUUUACUAUAAUACAAUGAAAUUUGGUUGUGACUAUCAUUUGAUCAGGUUUUAGUUCAUCUGAACUAACUGAUUGUUAUUUAAUUGUUUAUAAAUUUUAUUGUUGAAUGCAUGCAUGAAGAUUUUUGUUAAACUGAUAACAUUUUGUAUAAUUCAGAAAUUAUUUAAAUAUAAUUCUACAUUACCAU